Messenger RNA from Canariomyces notabilis, 1310 nucleotides. Its product is annotated as carbohydrate esterase family 15 protein. NCBI's taxonomy places the organism in Eukaryota, Fungi, Ascomycota, Sordariomycetes, Sordariales, Chaetomiaceae. The record is from RefSeq and is a predicted model, not a curated record. Bases 109 to 1302 code for a protein of 397 amino acids. The transcript has a single exon.
GCUAUAAAAGAUGGCCGCGGCGGAAAUCUCCCGGGGUAAAGACUAGCUCGUUGUGUUCAAGCUCUACGCGCUCAAAGUAUAUCCCUAGUCAUCGCACACAUAGCAAAUAUGGUCCAUUUGGCUUCGGCUCUCCUGGUGGCCGGCGCGGCCUUCGCCGUUGCGGCGCCCGCCAGCGAGAUCUUUGAGCGCCAGACUUGCUCGACGCAAAACUCGUACCCGACCGUCAACGUGGCCAAGCUCCCGGAUCCGUUCACGACGGCGAGCGGCACCAAGAUCACGACCAAGGCCGACUUCGAGUGCCGGAAGGCCGAGAUCAGCAAGAUCAUGCAGCAGUAUGAGCUCGGCACGUACCCCCCGCCUCCGGACAAGGUCGAGGCGUCCAUGAGCGGCACCGGUAUCACAGUGCGCGUGACGGUGGGCAGCAAGACCAUCUCGUUCACGUCAUCGAUUCGGAAACCGUCCGGUGCCGGGCCGUUCCCCGCCAUCAUCGGUAUUGGUGGAGCGUCUAUCCCGAUCCCCAGCAACGUGGCCACCAUCACGUUCGGCAACGACGCGUUUGGGGCGCAGUCGGGCAGUGGCUCCCGCGGACGCGGCUUGUUCUACGACCUUUUUGGCAGCAGCCACUCGGCUGGCUCGCUGACGGCGUGGGCGUGGGGUGUUGACCGGCUGAUCGACGGCCUCGAGCAGGUCGGCGCCGCGGCUUCGGGUAUCGACACCAAGCGUCUCGGUGUGACGGGUUGCUCGCGCAACGGCAAGGGCGCUUUCGUCACGGGCGCCUUUGUCAACCGUAUCGCUCUCACCAUUCCGCAGGAGUCGGGCGCGGGCGGUGCCGCGUGCUGGCGCAUCAGCGACCAGCAAAAGUCGUCGGGCGCCAACAUCCAGACGGCGCAGCAGAUCAUUGGUGAGAACCCGUGGUUCUCGCGCAACUUUGAUCCCUAUGUCCGGUCCAUCAGCACCAUCCCGCAAGAUCACCACUUCCUUGCAGCCAUGAUCGUGCCUCGUGGCCUGGCUGUAUUUGAGAACAACAUUGACUGGCUCGGCCCGGUGUCGACGACUGGGUGCAUGAAGGCCGGCCGCGCCAUCUACAAGAGCUACGGCGUGCCCAACAACAUGGGCUUCUCACUCAUCGGCGGCCACAACCACUGCCAGUUCCCCAGUGGGCAGAACUCGGAGCUCACCCAAUACAUCAACUAUUUCUUGCUCAACAGCGGUACUGCGCCGGGUGCUGUCGAGCGCAGCACCGCCAACGUCGCUGUCGACACGUGGGCGCCGUGGGCCGCCAGCGCCCCGACGCUGUCGUAACUUGCAAG